Molecule: messenger RNA, 1787 nt
Organism: Punica granatum (pomegranate)
Lineage: Eukaryota; Viridiplantae; Streptophyta; Magnoliopsida; Myrtales; Lythraceae
Source: RefSeq, a predicted model, not a curated record
UCCAUCUCCAUUCACUGGAUAAGCUCACCCUCUCUCUCUCUCUACCCCUCCCGCCAUGGCCGAAGCUUGCUCGAGAAUCCUCCAAACCACGCUGAUCCCGCCCUUCUCGCCGACGCAGAAGCCCUACAGCUCCUACGGCCAGCGCGCCUUCUUCCCCAGGCACGCGCCGGUCCACUGCUCGGUCUCCACUGGCAGCAGAACCGCUGCCGAGGGCCAGAAGAUACCAUGGGGCUGCGAUGUCGAUUCUCUUGAGAAUGCUUCCGCGCUCCAGCAGUGGCUGUCUGACUCCGGCCUCCCUCCCCAGAAGAUGGCCAUUCAGAGGGUGAAGGUCGGGGAGAGAGGGCUCGUUGCUCUGAAGAACAUAAGGAAGGGCGAGAAGCUGCUGUUUGUGCCUCCUUCGCUCUUCAUCACUGCCGACUCGGAGUGGAGCUGCACUGAGGCUGGGAAGAUUUUGAGACAGAACGGAGUCCCAGAUUGGCCAUUGCUUGCUACUUAUUUGAUCAGUGAAGCAAGUCUCAUGAAAUCAUCUCGGUGGAGCAAUUACAUUGCAGCCUUACCCCGGCAGCCUUAUUCACUUUUAUACUGGACACGUGCGGAACUGGAUAGAUACUUGGAAGCGUCGCAAAUCAGAGAACGAGCGCUUGAACGGAUCACUAAUGUUGUUGGAACAUACAAUGAUUUAAGGCUCAGAAUAUUUUCCAAACAUCCGUACUUAUUUCCUGAAGAGGUCUUUAAUUUGGAGACCUUCACAUGGUCCUUUGGAAUUAUUUUCUCCCGUUUGGUUCGCCUACCCUCGAUGGAUAACAGGGUUGCCUUGGUUCCUUGGGCAGAUAUGUUGAAUCAUAGUUGUGAUGUAGAAACAUUCUUGGACUAUGAUAAAUCAUCUCAGGGCGUUGUCUUUACAACUGACCGGCAGUAUCAGCUUGGUGAGCAGGUUUUCAUAUCAUAUGGUAGGAAAUCCAAUGGAGAGCUGUUGCUGUCCUAUGGGUUUGUGCCUAGAGAGGGUACGAAUCCCAGCGAUUCGGUGGAGUUGUCAUUAUCAAUUAAGAAAUCAGACAAGUGCCACAAGGAAAAAGUAGAAGCUCUGAAGAAGCAUGGACUAUCUUCAUCUCAGUGUUUUCCUAUAAGAAUUACUGGAUGGCCUGUGGAAUUGAUGGCAUAUGCUUAUUUAGCCGUGAGCCCUCCGAGUAUGAGCAGACAGUUUGAAGAGAUGGCGGCUGCAGCAUCAAAUAAAUCAAAUGCAAAGAAGGAAAUUCGGUACCCGGAAAUUGAAGAAAAGGCCCUGCAGUUUUUACUUGAUACCUGCGAAUCUAGCAUAUCCAAGUACACCAAAUUCUUGCAAGGAAGUGAGUCGAUGGACUUGGAUGUGACUUCUCCAAAGCAACUCAACCGGAGAGUGUUCCUGAAACAGCUAGCUGUAGACUUGUGUACUAGCGAGAGGAGGAUUCUUUUCCGUUCUCAAUAUAUAUUGAGGAGAAGACUGAGGGAUAUAAGGAGUGGCGAGUUGAGAGCAUUGAGGAUAUUUGAUGGUGUCAGGAAGUUGUUUAAGUGAGGCAUUUUCCAAGCAGCUCUUCCAUGGACACGGCCUGUUAUGAGGUGGAAACUUGUAAUAUUUGAUGAAAGGUUUCCUCGAAUUCGGAUGUAAAUACAUGCUGUCAUUUGAAUACAGAACGGAUCGAUGGGAAAUUUUUCUGACGGCUGCUUCAGACCUUGAGGUGGAAAUUGUAUCUGUAUCAUCAGAGAUUUGGACCUCAUUACAUACAAUCGGCUUUCGCGUUUGUUUGAAA